AUGGCUCUAGAUUUAUGUUCUGUCCCCUGUAUUGUGGGACAUGUGCUCUACCAGCAAGGAAUCUACCAGUACACCUAUGUUGUCUUCGUUGCAGAUUUUGGAAUCAACAGUAUCUUGUACCAGCGUGGUAUCUAUCCCCCAGAGUCCUUCACAUUCCAGCAGCAGUAUGGCCUCACUCUUCUUACCACAACAGAUGAGGGAGUGAAGGAAUACUUGAAUAAUGUCUUGGCUCAGAUUAAGGACUGGCUAGAGCAAGGAGAAAUUCAGCGACUGGUACUUGCUGUGAGCAAUGUCGAUACCCAGCAAGUUCUAGAGCGAUGGGAUUUUGAUAUCCAGCAUGAGCCAGGAUUUGGCCCUCAGUCUAUUAAAGAGGGUAAAAUUGGCUCUAAAGACCUAAAAGUGAUCCAGAAAGAGAUGCGAGAUGUUAUUCGUCAAAUCACCGCCUCUGUGACCUUUUUGCCUCUACUUGAUUGUGUUUGUUCCUUCGAUUUGUUAGUUUACACACACCAAAAUGCAGAGGUCCCAGACAAGUGGGCAGAGUCGGCUCCUUGUUUCAUUUCAAACUCUCAAGAAGUCCGGCUGAAGUCCUUCUCUACUUCGGUCCACAAAGUUGAAGCAUGUGUGAGCUACAAGGUGGACCUCUGAUUGUUGCAGGUGCAGCUUCUUGGGUCCUCAUCCUUACAGCGUGUAACCAAAUCUUCAGAGAGGUUAGGUUUUUAGGCAUAAUAAUGUCUCGCAUAAUUGGAAGUUCCUCUUUAGAUCUUGCAUUGUAGCAGUCAAAGAUUGAUUCUCUUUUUACUAAAAUCAGUGUAUUAAUCUAUUAUUUGUUCUGUACCUUGUCUUUUCAGGAAUUGAAAGUUUAGAUAAAUAUGUACAGGACUUUGGCCAGAAUUCUAUCUGUGAUGAUGUUGGUAAUAUAGAAAAUUCAUAUAAUUUCAUAGAAAAUCUUAGAGUAAAGAACACUUGCUGUGCAUUUUCUAUGUAGAUACUCAAGGAUCAAUUCAAGGAAAGAAAGAUUUUGUUUCAGGAAGUUGAUCCUAGAUUGAUAGGAAGCUCUUGUCUAUUUAUUUUAGAAAAAAAAGCUUUACAUAUGCUCAGUAGAUAAGGCUUACUUUGUAGGAACACAAAAUAUAAUGCUUGAUUUGUUUUUCUUAUCUGUUCUGUCUUUCUUGUGUGUGAUAAAGUUGCAGUUUGUAAUGUAAGUUCUCUUCAAGGAGUCUGUUAUCUCCAAAAAAUAUUGUAAUAAUUACUUUAAAAAAAUUAUUCUGGUGCUCUCCAUAGUAAUUAGAUAUGUAAGUGAAUGACUGGAUCUCGAUUCUCAUCCUUUUAUAGCAUUAAACAGGUUAGAUAUGGUAUAGUUGGUUAAAUGUGGACAGCAAUUUCCUCCUACAGUGUGCUGGUCAGUGAAAUGUAUCAGAGUUCAUUCUUUAUUUUGUCUAAGCAGUCAUGGAUGCUGUAGAUAUUAUGUAUCAGGGAAGGCCCAGUCCAACUUGAUGGAAUAUGGCUAGAAUGUGAGGUUUUUAGAAUACCUUUGUUCAUUCUUGGUCUAGAGUCCAGUUAUUUGCAAGAGUAUUUGUGUUGAGUUAUCCUCAUGUUCAAACUUGCAAUGAAAAUGGUGAGAAAAUGUGAAAUUUGGCAAGAAAGCUUAAUUUUUGUGGUUUUAACAUAUGGAAGUUGCAUUUGUCAUAACAAAUAAACUGUUUGUAUUUUACUAGUAUAUUGUUUAUAUAUUGGCAUUGUUUUAAGACUUUUUUAUAUAAAUUUCUGUAACUAAUA
Messenger RNA from Penaeus indicus, 1776 nucleotides. It is a transcript of the gene mad2, whose product is annotated as mitotic spindle assembly checkpoint protein MAD2A-like. Gene Ontology annotation, cellular component: kinetochore; cytoplasm; nucleoplasm. The record is from RefSeq and is a predicted model, not a curated record. Lineage: Eukaryota; Metazoa; Arthropoda; Malacostraca; Decapoda; Penaeidae. The coding region runs from base 1 to 645 and encodes 214 amino acids. Gene Ontology annotation, biological process: mitotic spindle assembly checkpoint signaling. The transcript has 6 exons.